This is a messenger RNA of Suricata suricatta (meerkat), 3303 nucleotides long. Its product is annotated as pre-rRNA 2'-O-ribose RNA methyltransferase FTSJ3-like. Lineage: Eukaryota; Metazoa; Chordata; Mammalia; Carnivora; Herpestidae. The record is from RefSeq and is a predicted model, not a curated record. Gene Ontology annotation, biological process: maturation of 5.8S rRNA from tricistronic rRNA transcript (SSU-rRNA, 5.8S rRNA, LSU-rRNA); maturation of LSU-rRNA from tricistronic rRNA transcript (SSU-rRNA, 5.8S rRNA, LSU-rRNA); rRNA methylation. Gene Ontology annotation, cellular component: nucleolus; preribosome, large subunit precursor; nucleus. Gene Ontology annotation, molecular function: rRNA (guanine) methyltransferase activity; rRNA (uridine-2'-O-ribose)-methyltransferase activity.
AUGCUUUAUACUUCCGGACAACCCGUCGGGCGCCGAAGUCCAGGAGGGCUCCAAUCAGUGGCGCGCAGACGCGUCAUCGCCCAGAACCCUGCGAGUUGGGGACGCCACCAGCUUUCCUCCCCUCGGUCGCCGCCCUCCCAGCUGCAGUCCCCUCAGUCACCUCUUUCUCUCUCCUCUCCAGCUGUCCUCCCUUCCCAAUCUCUACCGGAGAGCCGCUCCCCGCCCCCAGCCGUUCUCCGUGAGAGGAAAAGGAGGCAGGCGAUUACUGAGAAGACAAACCUCAAGUCGAUGGCCGGGAACUCAGAGGUACCAAAGGCCCGGCGGGAGGAGCCCAAAUUCGGCCGCCCCACGUGGGCCCCGCGAGACCAGGCUGGAGAGACCGCUGAACCCCAGGCGUCUACCCUUUUGCAGCGUGGCGGCUACAGGAACGCAACGCCUGAGGGCACCCUCAUGGUCUCCUCCCCAGUGAGAAGAGCCUUCCCUCCCCCCUCUCAGCGCAGAUCCAAGUCUGCACUCCCAUCCCCAGCAGCUGUGGCAGAAGGUCACCUAGCACGCAGGACUCUGCGGGAUCCACUCAGAGACCCGGCGCCCAAGGAUUCGAGAGCAGCCACUGGAGCAGCAUUAAGCUCAAAGUCCGCCACCGUGCAGGGAGCGCUUCCAGUCGUUGAGGAAAGGAGAGUGCGAGUUGGUCCCCGACCCUACCCACACUCCGCGAGUCCCCUCGCGCCCUGGCAGUUGCAGAGUCUAUGGGUGGGCGAAAUCAUUUGGGGGCACUUUGCGCCCUGGCAGGGUGAAGGGAAUGUGCGCUCCAUUUCCCCUGGCCUCCGGGGCAUCCUGGCUCUUCUCAUUGCCAUGAUGACAUCAAAUCAGUUCUAUCAUCUGGCAAAGGAGACCGGUUACCGCUCCCGUUCUACUUUCAAGCUCAUCCAGUUAAAUCGCCACUUUCAGUCGCAGAAAACCGGAGCCCUGCUGGACCUGUGUGCUGCGCCAGGGGGAUGGUUGCAGGCGGCUGCUAUGCCUGUAUCCAGCCUUAUUGUGGGAGUGAACCUGGUUCCAAUCAAGCCUCUUCCCAAUGUGGUGACACUGCAGGAGGACAUCACAAUGGAACGCUGAAGGCAGGCCCUGAGGAAGGAGCUGAAGACCUGGAAAGUUGAUGUUGUGCUCAAUGAUAGGGCCCUCAACGUUGGGGCCAGCUGGGUCCAUGAUGCUUACUCACAAGCCCAUUUGACACUGAUGGCUCUGUGUUUGGCUUGUGAUUUUCUGGCCUGUGGUGGCUGCUUCAUCACAAAGGUCUUCCGCUCUUGUGACUAUCAGCCCCUGCUGUGGAUCUUCCAGCAGCUCUUUCGCCGUGUUGAAUCUGCAGAGAUCUUUGUAGUCUGCCAGGGGUUCCUGGCUCCUGACAAGGUCGACAGUAAAUUCUUUGACCCCAAAUUUGCCUUCAAGGAGAUUGAAGUUCAGGCCAAGACUGUUACCGAAUUGGUGACUAAGAAGCCAAAGGCUGAAAAAAAAAAAAAGAAGCCAAAGGCUGAAGGCUACGCUGAGGGCGACCUGACCCUUUAUCAUAGAACUUCAGUCACUGACUUCCUCCGAGCUGCCAACCCUGUUGACUUUCUCUCCAAAGCCAGCAAAAUCUCACUAGAUGAUGAGGAGUUGGCACAGCACCCCGCUACCACUGAGGACGUGCAGGCCUGCUGUCAGGAUAUCAAAGUGCUGGGGCACAAGGAGCUUAGGUCCUUACUGAACUGGAGAACAAAGCUCUGGCAGCACGUGGCCAAGAAAGAGCAGGUGAAGGCACUGGACAUCAGUCUCAGCUCCGGAGAGGAAGAGGAGGAGACCAAUGAGGAGUCAGUGGUUGGGACUGUGAGGCAGCCCUCUAAGGAGGAAGAGGAGGAGGAACAACUAGACCACCUGGUGGAGAUGAAGGCCCAGGAGGUGGCGGAAUUAAAGAGGAAGAAGAAGAAGCUGUUGCGUGAGCAAAGAAAACAGUGUGAGCGAGUUGAGCUGAAGAUGGAUCUUCCUGGGGUUUCUAUUGCAGAUGAGGGGGAGACUGGCAUGUUCUCCCUGCACACCAUCCGGGGCCACCAGUUGUUAGAGGAGGUAACACAAGGAGAUAUGAGUGCUGCAGACACCUUUCUGUCUGAUAUGCCAAGGGAUGACACUUGUGUAUCAGAUGUUGAGGAUGAUGACACCUCCCUGCAUAGUGACUUGGAUCCACAGCAGCUGGCAGGAGUUGCAGGGUCUCUGCGUCUAAAGGACCAAAAGCAUGUACGAUUGGUUGAAAUAGAAGAUGGUGAAAAAGAGGAAGGGGAGGAGAAUCUGCUGCUGGUACCACUGGAGGAAAAGACGGUGCUGCAGGAAGAACAAGCCAAUCUCUGGUUCUCUAAGGACGGCUUCAGUGGGAUUGAGGAUGAUGCGGACGCGGCCCUGGAGAUCAGUCAAGCCCAGCUGCUGUAUGAGGGCCACCAGAAGUGGCAGCAGCCGCCGCCACCUUCCUGUUUGAAGACGGAGGAGAGACCUCCCCAGUGCCAGGAGGAGCUGACAGGGGCAGGGGCUCCGUCGGACGCAGAGGCCACCAACAGGCCUGACAGGGAAGGAAGAGAUGGCAGCUCAGACAGCGAUAGCGACAGCAGCAGCGAGGAGGGAGACUGUUGGGAACCAAAGCGUGAAAAGAAGUGAAGCCGUGGGCCUAAAUCAGAUGACAACGGGUUUGAGAUUGUGCCCAUCGAGGAUCCAAUGAAACAUCGGAUACUAGACCCUGAAGGCCUUGCCCUAGGUGCUGUUAUUGCUUCUUCCAAAAAGGCUAAACGGGACCUCAUAGAUAAUUUCUUCAGCAGGUAUAUGUUUAAUGAGGAGGAGGGGGAGCUUCCGGAGUGGUUUGUGCAGGAGGAAAAGCAGCACAGAAUACGGCAGCUGCCCAUCGACAAGAAGGAGGUGGAACACUACCGCAGACGCUGGAGGGAAAUCAACACACGUCCCAUCAAGAAAGUGGCUGAGACCAAAGCCAGAAAGAAGCGGAGGAUGCUGAAGAAGCUGGAGCAAACCAAGAAGAAGGCAGAGGCUGUGGUGAACACCGUGGACAUCUCCGAAUGAGAGAAAGUGGCUCAGCUUCGGAACCUCUACAAGAAGGCUGGGCUCAGCAAGGAGAAGCGCCAAGUCACCUACGUUGUAGCCAAAAAAGGUGUGGGCCGCAAAGUGCGCCGGCCAGCCGGAGUCAGAGAGCAUUUCAAGGUGGUGGACUCCAGGAUGAAGAAAGACCAAAGAGCACAGCAAAGGAAAGAACAGAAGAAAAAACACCGAUGGUAG